AUGGCACACCCUGGGGACAUUGAGCUACGCGGCGUAUAUCCACUCGCAGACAGCAUAGUCGCUCUUGGAACACUCUUUGUCUAUCUGGCAUCAGAAUCUAUCUCGAAAAGGGCCAGAAAAGCAAGCGAAACACUCCCAACAGGCCCAAAGCAACACCUUGCCCUCGGAAACGUCUUCAAUUUCCCCAAGGACAGGUGGCACGAAGCCCUUACGAGCUGGGGCAAGGAAUACGGGGACAUCGCCUAUGUCAGCCUCGCUGGCAUCGACAUGGUCCUCAAUUCUCUCGAGGCAGUUCAAGAACUCACAGUCAACCGAGCGAGCAUUUACUCUGAAAGACCCUAUUCGAUCAUGUCAAAUGGGCUGCAUGUAACAAUUCUAUAUAUGGCAUGCCAACUCACCUCUCCAGGAUGGCACAAGGAUGGUGCUUCGAGGCACUGGGCCAAAUUUUACCGAACAACAAAAAAUCUUUCACAGAUUUCUCAGAAAAUAGAGUGUUUCAUCUGGCAAUUCGCAAGAUUUUUUGGAGAUCCCUAUGAGCCGCUCAUGAAAACCGCGGAUGGGAUCCUGACCACGAUUGCAUAUGGAGAAACGAUAAACAAGGAACACGGCGAAACACAAGUCGAGCUCGACAAGCAGAGCACCAAGUUGAGUUCCUGGGUGUUUACCAGGGCCUUGAUGGUAGAUGUAAUCCCCGCACUGCGCUACAUACUCUCCUGGGUGCCCGCAACGCAGUUCAAGCAUAUAGCCGCAAGAGGUGCGUGUCUGGCCAACGAGAUUUGGUACUGGGCAUGCGGCCUGGUUAAAGCGGCAGUGCAUGAGGCUGAUGGCACAGCUGACGAUUCAAUCGUCUCUAAUCAAAUAAACAAGCCGGAUAUCUCAAAUGCCAACCUUCGAGAUGCUGUCGCGACCAUGUAUGGCGCCGGAGUUGACACAACCGCCAUAUCUAUCACAAACUCUCUGUAUGCUAUGGUGCUGCAUCAAGAAAAGAUACGAAGGGAGAUGGAGGUAGCUCUUGGUCAAGGUCGCCUGCCCACCAUGGAGGACGUAACAAAGCUUGAGACCUUCAAUAAAGCCUGGAAGGACUCCUUUCGCUGGAAUCUACCCAUGCCACUAGGCGUCCCUAAUGUGAGCAACAAAAGCAUACAUGAAAAGGGCAUUAUAUACCAAAAGGCACAAUUAUUCAAUGCAAUGUUGGGUUCGCAUGACUGA
Molecule: messenger RNA, 1209 nt
Organism: Serendipita indica DSM 11827
Lineage: Eukaryota; Fungi; Basidiomycota; Agaricomycetes; Sebacinales; Serendipitaceae
Source: the annotation of a GenBank genome assembly